Molecule: messenger RNA, 3075 nt
Organism: Morus notabilis
Lineage: Eukaryota; Viridiplantae; Streptophyta; Magnoliopsida; Rosales; Moraceae
Product: DNA mismatch repair protein MSH7
Exons: 17
Coding region: 11-3013 (1000 amino acids)
Biological process (GO): mismatch repair
Cellular component (GO): nucleus; MutSalpha complex
Molecular function (GO): mismatched DNA binding; ATP binding; ATP-dependent DNA damage sensor activity
Source: RefSeq, a predicted model, not a curated record
CUCGAGCAUCAUGCAUAAGUUCGCGAAGCCCGGUGACAGAGAAAAGGCCUCCGAGAGGAAUGUGCCUUCUGAAAAGUCUAUUGAGCCCAAGCAAUUGUGUAAACGAGAAGUGAGUUCUCAGCGUUCUAGAGAGAAUGACACUAUGAUACCCAAAGGGAAAGUUGAUCAAAGUUGUGUCAUUCAUGUUGAUAGUGAAGAUGAUAUCCUCGGGCCAGAAACACCAGGAGCACAGCGUCUUGUUCCACGGUUAAAAAGGAUUCAAGAGGGUGGUCCAAAGUCUGAGGAUAAGUAUGGCGGAUCAUUGCUAGGUUCUAGCAAAAAAUUGAAACUCUUAGAGGAACCAACACCCUCUAAGAAUAAUCAUGGGCAAGUAUCUGACACUGCUAGCAAAUUUGAGUGGCUUGAUCCAUCUCGAAUCAGAGAUGCUAAUGGGAGGAAGCCUGAUAAUCCUCUUUUCGACAAUACAACACUUUAUAUACCUCCUGAUGCUUUGAAGAAAAUGUCAGCAUCACAAAAACAAUAUUGGAGUGUCAAAUGCCAAUAUAUGGAUGUCGUGCUUUUCUUUAAAGUGGGAAAAUUUUACGAGCUUUAUGAACUAGAUGCUGAAAUAGGUCAUAAGGAGCUUGAUUGGAAACUCACAUUCAGUGGGGUUGGAAAAUGCCGACAGGUUGGUGUCUCUGAAAGUGGGGUUGAUGACGCUGUUCAAAAGCUGGUUGCACGUGGGUAUAAAGUUGGCCGAAUCGAGCAAUUGGAAACAUCGGGUGAAUCAAAAGCCAGAGGUGCAAAUUCUGUUAUAUCAAGAAAACUAGUUCAGGUGGCCUCCCCUUCAACUGUAACCGAUGCUAAUAUAGGACCUGAUGCAGUUCAUCUCCUUGCAAUAAAAGAGGGUAUUGAGCUGGAUAAUGGAACAAAUGUUUAUGGGUUUGCUUUUGUUGAUUGCGCUGCCUUAAAAUUUUGGAUUGGUUCCAUUAAAGAUGACGUAUCCCAUGCUGGGUUGGGGGCUUUGUUGAUGCAAGUGUCACCUAAAGAAGUUUUAUAUGAAAGUAGAGGUCUGUCCAAGGAUGUUCAACAAACACUCAGAAAGUACUCUUUAACAGGGUCUUCAGCUGUACAGUUGACUCCACUGCAACCAAUUACUGAUUUCGCAGAUGCUUCUGAAGUGAGAAACUUAAUUCAGUUGAAGAAAUACUUCAAGGGGUCUUCUAGUUUGUGGAAUCAUGCACUUGACAAUGAGACCCACCAUGAUGUCACCUUAUCUGCUCUUGGUGGACUUGUUACUCAUCUAUCCAGAUUGAUGUUAGAUGAUGUUCUACGAAAUGGCGAUGUAUUACCUUACCAAGUCUAUAGUGGUUGCCUUAAAAUGGAUGGACAGACACUAGUAAAUCUUGAGAUCUUUAGUAACAAUGCUGAUGGUGGUCCAUCAGGUACAUUGUAUAAAUAUCUUGAUAACUGUGUGACAUCAUCUGGUAAACGGCUUUUGAGGAGGUGGAUCUGCCAUCCAUUAAAAGAUGCUGAGGAAAUUAAUUGUCGGCUUAAUGUUGUUGAAGAUCUACUUGCACAUUCAGAAAUCAUGUUACUUGUUUCUAAGUAUCUUCGCAAAGUUCCAGACAUAGAAAGGUUGCUUGGACGGAUUAGGGCUAGUGUUCAGUCAUCAGUUGCUCUGUCACUGCCAGUGGUUGGGAAAAAAGUGCUGAAGCAGAGAGUUAAAGUAUUUGGAACACUAGUGAAAGGUCUCCGUGCUGGCUUUGACUUGUUGCAUCUUGUAGAGAAGGAAAAACGUACAUUUGCUCUUUUGUCAAAACUUUUUAAGCUUCCAGUGCUGAGUGGAAAUGAUGGGCUUGGUCAGUUUCUUACCCAAUUUGAAGCAGCAAUAGACAGCGACUUUCCAAACUAUCAGAAUCAUGAUGUAACAGAACACGAUUCAGAGUUGCUCUCGAUUCUGAUUGAACUAUUUGUUGAGAAAGUGACUGACUGGUCUGAAGUUAUUCAUGCCAUCAACUGCCUUGAUGUGCUCAGAUCCUUUGCAGUUACAGCUAGUUCUUCGAGUGGGUCUAUGUCAAGACCUGUCAUUGUGCCUCGACUGAAAAAUCUGACUUCUAGUGAGAAGACCAGAGGUCCUGUUCUUAAAAUCAAAGGGCUGUGGCAUCCAUAUGCCUUUGGAGAUAAUGGACGAGUGCCUGUCCCAAAUGAUGUGGUUCUUGGUGAGGGUACAGAUGAUUAUCAUCCACAUACUAUGCUUUUGACUGGACCUAACAUGGGUGGUAAAUCAACACUUCUGCGUUCCACCUGUCUAACUGUAAUACUGGCUCAGCUGGGCUGUUACGUGCCUUCUGAAACGUGUGUUCUCUCACUUGUGGAUAUUAUAUUCACACGACUUGGCGCAACGGAUCGAAUCAUGGCAGGCGAGAGUACCUUCUUCGUUGAGUGCACAGAAACAGCAUCAGUUCUUCACAAUGCCACUCAAGAUUCUUUGGUGAUUCUUGAUGAAUUGGGUCGAGGAACAAGCACGUUUGAUGGAUAUGCCAUAGCAUAUGCUGUAUUUCGCCAUCUUAUCGAAAAAGUCAACUGCCGCUUACUCUUUGCAACUCACUACCACCCACUCACGAAGGAAUUCGCUUCUCAUCCGCAUGUCACCCUCCAACACAUGGCCUGCAGUUUUAAGCCAAAUUCAGAAUGUUUUUCCAAAAACGAGGAACUUGUUUUUCUGUACCGCCUCGCCUCGGGGCCAUGCCCGGAAAGCUAUGGAUUGCAAGUGGCAACCAUGGCCGGAAUUCCAGAGCAGGUGGUCAAAGCAGCUUCCAAGGCUAGCCAAGUAAUGAAAAGGUCAAUUGGAGAUAGUUUUAGGUCUAGUGAAGUGAGGUCAGAAUUCUCCAGUCUCCAUGAGCAGUUGUUGAAAAGUCUGAUAGCUCUCUCACGGAUUGAAGAUCGUAGUGCUGAUGAAGAAGAUGAUGUUUUCGACUCAUUGCUUUGCUUAUGGUAUGAGAUAAAGAGGUCUUAUAGAUCAGGCAACUAAAGACAAAGGCACUUGUUUUGCUUUUUUGAUUAAUGUAAAAUAUAAAUUUUCGAGCUUUCAUG